Messenger RNA from Cavia porcellus (domestic guinea pig), 4538 nucleotides. RefSeq names its product alpha-macroglobulin. NCBI's taxonomy places the organism in Eukaryota, Metazoa, Chordata, Mammalia, Rodentia, Caviidae. The record is from RefSeq and is marked provisional. Gene Ontology annotation, molecular function: protease binding; endopeptidase inhibitor activity. Gene Ontology annotation, cellular component: extracellular region.
UCUGAAACAUGGGGAAUAAGAAACUUCUCCAUCCAAAUCCUGUUCUCCUCCUCCUAAUUCUCCUGGCUGCAGAUGCCUCCAUCUCUGGAAAACCACAAUAUAUGGUGUUGGUGCCCUCCCUGCUCCACUCUGGAACCCCUGAAAAAAUCUGCCUCCUUCUGACUCAACUGAAUGAGACAGUGACUGUAAAGGCUUCCUUGGAUACUAUUAGGGAAAACGGAAGUCUCUUCAUGAACAUGGUGGCAGAGAAGGAUUUAUUCCAAUGUGUCGCCUUCACUGUGCCCCAGUCUCCAUACCCUGAGGCGGUUAUGUUCCUCACUGUUGAAGUGGAAGGACCAACUCAUGGAUUCAGGAGUCGGAAAACGGUGUUGGUUAAAAGCAAAGACAGUCUGGUUUUUGUCCAGACAGACAAACCCAUCUAUAAGCCAGGGCAGACAGUGAAAGCUCGUGUUGUCUCAUUGGAUGAAAACUUUCGCCCCCUAAAUGAGUUGUUUCCACUAAUAUUCAUUCAGGACCCCAAAGGAAACCGCGUCAUGCAGUGGCAGAAUCUCAAGUUAGAGCGUGGCCUCACACAGCUCUCCUUUCCCCUCUCGUCAGAGCCUCUUCUGGGCUCCUACUCAGUGGUGGUGCACAAGGAAUCAGGUGGAAGGAUGCACCACUCCUUCACUGUGGAGGAAUUUGUUCUCCCCAAAUUUGAAGUACAAGUGUCCAUGCCAAAGAAAAUCACUAUUCUAGAACAAGAGUUUACUGUGUCAGUGUGUGGCCGAUACACAUAUGGAAAGCCUGUCCCAGGAAACAUAACUAUGAGCAUUUGCAGAAAUUAUAAUAAUCCUUCCGCAUGCCUCAGUGAAGAGUCAAGGGCUUUCUGUAAGAAAUACAAUCAACAGCUAAACAGCCAAGGCUGCUUCAUUCAGCAAGUGAAAACCAAUGACUUCCAGCUAAGGAGGAAAGAAUAUGAAAUGCGACUCCGAGUGGAAGCCAAGAUCCGAGAGGAAGGGACAGGGGUGCAGUUGACUGGGACAGGAUUCAGUGAAAUCACAGCAACUAUAACCAAACUCUCCUUUGUGAAAGUGGAUUCAUAUGUUAGACCAGGAGUUCCCUUCUUUGGGCAGGUGCGCCUAGUGGAUGGGAAAAAUGUCCCUAUGCCACAUAAAAUGAUCACUAUCACAGCCUCUGAAGCUAACUACCACUCCAAUGCUACCACGGAUGAGAACGGCCUGGUACAGUUCUCCAUCAACACCACCAACAUGAUCGGCACCUCCUUGAAUAUCCAGGUCAAACACAAGGAUUCUACUAACUGUUAUGACUACCAGUGGCUAUUAGAAGCAAAUGAAGGUGCAUCCCACACUGCUAAUGCUGUAUUCUCCCUGAGCCGUAGCUUUGUCCAUCUUGAGCCACAGCUUGGGAAACUGCCAUGUCACCAAACUCAAACAUUCAAGGCACACUAUAUUCUAAAGGGACAGGAGCUGAAGGAGCUCGUCUUCUAUUAUGUGAUAAUGGCAAAGGGAGGCAUUGUGCAAUCUGGGACUUACGUGCUUUCUGUGGAGCAGGGAAAUACGAAAGGUCAUUUUUCAGUGUCAGUCCCUGUGGAGUCAGACUUAGCUCCUGUUGCUCGAGUUCUCAUCUAUGCCAUUUUACCUUCUGGGGAAAUAAUUGCGGAUUCUGCAAAAUAUAAUGUUGAAAAUUGUCUAGACAACAAGGUGAAUUUAAGUUUCAGUGAAGGACAAAGUCUUCCAGCCUCAAAAACACACCUCCGAGUCACAGCUUCUCCUCAGUCCCUCUGUGCCCUUCGAGCUGUGGACCAAAGUGUGCUGCUCCGGAAGCCAGAAGCCGUGCUCUCUGCAUCCUCUGUUUAUGCGCUGCUACCAGUAAAAGAUCUCACUGGUUUCCCUGGACUCCUGGGUCAACAGGAAGAAAACGACGGAGAGUGCGUCAGUCUUUACAACACCUAUAUUGAUGGAAUCCUGUAUUCCCCGGAACCCAACAUAAAUGAAAAAGAUAUGUACGGCUUCCUAAAGGAUAUGGGCUUAAAGGUAUUCACCAAUACAAAAAUUCAAAAACCCCAAUUAUGUGCGCAUGUGCAGAAGUUUGAAGUACCUACAAUGGCAUAUUCCUAUUCAGAAUCAUCUUCAUUCCGGAGCGGACCAAGAAGGGUACCUGCAGUAGGAAUAGCCGCAACUUAUUCAGAGCCUCCAAAAGAGACUGUACGAACGUAUUUCCCUGAGACAUGGAUUUGGGACUUGAAAGUGACAGACUCAUCAGGUGUGGCAGAAGUAGAAGUAACGGUCCCAGACACCAUCACAGAGUGGAAGGCAGGGGCCUUCUGCCUGUCCAAUGAUACGGGGCUUGGUCUUUCCCCCACCGCCUCCCUCCGAGCCUUCCAGCCCUUCUUUGUGGAGCUCACGAUGCCUUACUCUGUGAUCCGUGGUGAGGCUUUCACGCUCAAGGCUACUGUAUUGAACUACCUUCCAGACUGCAUCCGGAUCAGUGUGCACCUGGAAGCCUCUCCCAAAUUUCUAGCUGAACCUAAGGCUAAGGAACAGGAGUCUUACUGUGUCUGUGGGAAUGAGCGGCAAACUGUGUCCUGGGUUGUAACCCCGAAGUCGUUAGGAAAUGUGAAUUUCACUGUGAGCGCAGAAGCACUGGAGUCCUCGGAGCUCUGUGGGAAUGAAAAAACUGUAGUUCCUACAUAUGGAAAGAAAGACACAAUUAUCAAGCCCCUGUUGGUUGAACCUGAAGGAAUAGAGAAGGAAGAAACAUGGACCUCUCUGAUUCGUGUGUCAGAUACUACAGUGUCUGAAAAAUUACACCUGGAGUUGCCAUCAAAUGUGAUACAAGACUCUGCCAGAGCCACUGUCUCCAUUUUGGGAGACAUACUUGGCUCUGCCAUGCAAAACAUACAAAAUCUCCUCCAGAUGCCUUAUGGCUGUGGAGAACAGAAUAUGGUUCUGUUUGCUCCUAACAUCUAUGUUCUGGAUUACCUAAAUGAAACACAGCAGCUAACUCCAGACAUCAAAUCCAAAGCUAUCAGCUAUCUAAGCACUGGUUACCAAAGACAGUUAAACUACAAGCAUCGUGAUGGCUCUUACAGCACCUUUGGGGAGAACUAUAGAGGGGGCCAGGGCAAUACCUGGCUCACAGCCUUUGUAUUGAAGACUUUUUCCCAGGCUCGAAAAUAUAUCUUCAUUGAUGAAGCACACAUUACCCAAGCCCUCUCAUGGCUCUCCCAGAAGCAGAAGGACAAUGGCUGUUUCUGGAGCUCUGGGUCACUACUCAACAAUGCCAUAAAGGGAGGAGUAGAAGAUGAAAUCAGCCUCUCUGCUUACAUCACCAUUGCCCUUCUGGAGAUGUCACUUCCAGACACUCAUCCUGUUGUACGCAAUGCCCUGUUUUGCCUGGAAUCAGCCUGGAAGUCAGCAAAGGAAGGCACCCAUGGCAGCCAUGUGUACACUAAGGCACUACUGGCCUAUGCAUUUGCCCUGGCAGGGAACCAGGAAAGAAAGAAAGAGAUACUGAAAUCACUUGAGGACGAAGGUGUGAAAGAAGAUAAUUCUCUCCACUGGGCACGACCUCAGAAACCCAAGGUGUCAGAGGGAUUUCUGUUCAAAUCCCAGGCGCCCUCCGCUGAGGUGGAGAUGACAUCCUACGUGCUCCUUGCUUACCUCACGGCCCGGCCGGCCCCAACCCCAGAGGAUCUGACUUCUGCAACGGACAUUGUGAACUGGGUCACAAAGCAGCAAAAUUCUCAUGGCGGCUACUCCUCCACCCAGGACACAGUGGUAGCGCUCCACGCUUUGUCUAAAUAUGCAGCAGCUACUUUUACCAGGACUGAGAAAGCUGCACAGGUGACCAUCAAGUCUUCAGGCACAUUUUCCACCAACUUUGAAGUGAACCACAACAACCGCCUAUUGCUACAGCAGGUGUCAUUACCAACCGUGUCUGAUAGCUACACCAUUACAGUGACAGGGGAAGGCAAUGUCUACCUCCAAACAUCCUUGAAAUACAAUGUUCCCUCAGAGAAGGGCACAUUCCCAUUUGCUUUGGAGGCAGAGACUGUGCCUCAAGCCUGUGAUGGACCCAAAGCCCACACCAGCUUCCAGAUCUCACUGAACGUCAGUUACAUUGGGAGCCGUCCUGUCUCCAACAUGGCAAUUGUUGAUGUGAAGAUGGUGUCUGGCUUCAUCCCCCUGAAGCCAACAGUGAAAAACCUUGAAAAGUCUGAGCACAUAAGCCGAACUGAAGUCAGCAACAACCAUGUCUUGAUUUACCUGGAUAAGGUGUCAAAUCAGACACUGAGUUUGUCUUUCUUCGUUGUGCAAGACAUUGAAGUAAGAGAUUUGAAGCCAGCAAUAAUAAAAGUCUAUGAUUACUACGAGACAAAUGAGUUUGCAAUUGCUGAGUACCAUGCUCCUUGCAGCAAAGAUCCUGGGAAUGCUUGAGAGCUACACAGAUGAGAAAUUCUUUCUUUGCUGGAGUCCCUGUUCUUCGGACUUAACAGAAAAAAAUGAGUGAUUUCAUAAAUAAACAUUUUUCUUAUC